Messenger RNA from Molossus molossus (Pallas's mastiff bat), 1517 nucleotides. RefSeq names its product transcobalamin 1 (gene TCN1). The record is from RefSeq and is a predicted model, not a curated record. Gene Ontology annotation, biological process: cobalamin transport. The transcript is spliced from 9 exons. Lineage: Eukaryota; Metazoa; Chordata; Mammalia; Chiroptera; Molossidae. Gene Ontology annotation, molecular function: cobalamin binding. The coding region runs from base 82 to 1365 and encodes 427 amino acids.
GGAGGAACUCUCACUAUCUUCUGUCGGUCACCCAAUAAAUAGCCAGCCAAGUCCUCACCAUCCCAACACGCUGUUGGAGAGAUGGGACCAUCACACCAGCUGCCCCUAGUGGGGCUCCUAUUGUUUUCUCUGAUUCCAGGCCAACCAUGCACCAUCUGUGAGGUAAGCAACGAAAACUACUCCCGUUUAAACCCUCUAAUAAACACAAUGAUCAAUUCAAAAUAUACCAGAGGAAUCCAAGCUGCCAAUGUCCUGUUGUCCCUCAGACUUGCUGGGAUCCAGGACCAAAGCUUAGGACAGCUGACUCAAGAAGUCAGAGACGAUGGGGAAAAGAAGGAUUUAACCUCGGGACAGCUUGCCUUGGUUAUACUGGCUUUGGGAGCAUGUCAGAACUCUGUUGAAAGUGUUACAUAUUUUCACCUGGUCAGCCAACUAGAAAAGAAAUUCCAAGAAGAAAUUGAAAAUAUGGGACUACAUGAUGGCAAUCCGCUGACUAACUAUUACCAGCUCAGCCUGGAUGUUCUGGCCUUGUGUCUGUUCAAUGGGACCUACUCAAUCGAUGAAAUUAAAAAAUACUUCGCUCCUGAAAAUAAGAACUUUUACUUUGGUGCUCAGUUCUCAGUAGAUACUGGCGCGAUGGCUGUCCUGGCUCUGACCUGUGUGAAGAGGAGCAUGAUAAAGACGCAGAACAAAAGUGGAGAGGAUUUACAGUCUAUCAGUAAUUAUAUAGAGUCACUGGUAAAAAAGAUGCUGGCUGAGAAAAAUAAAGAAAAUGGUCUCAUUGGAAACAUAUAUAGCACAGGAGAAGCUAUGCAGGCUCUCUUUGUCUCAUCAAACCAUGACAACAAAAAUGAAUGGAAUUGUCAACAAACUCUGAACACAGUGCUCGAGGAAAUUCCUAAGGGGGCAUUCCGUAUGCCAAUUGCCGCAGCCCAGAUCUUACCUGCCCUGAUGGGAAAGACCUACUUGGAUGUCAACAAUCACUCUUCUUGUGGUUCAGGUCACUUUAACCUUUCCAUUCAGGAGCCUACACCUGUGGAACCUACUAGCCCGUCCACAUGGAUCUCAGUCCAUUACACUGUGAAAAUCAAUAAAACGUACUCCACCGAAGUCACUGUGCCCAAGGGUUCUGUCUUCCUGGAUGUGAUGAAGGAAGCUCAGAAAAUCGACAAGGCUGCAUUUCGUUUCACAUAUGUGGAGACCUCGUGGGGCCCCUACAUCACCUCUGUGCAGGGCUUGAAGGAGAACAGUAAUGACAGAACCUACUGGCAACUUCUGAGUGGAGGCACUCCAGUGAGCCAAGGAGUUGGUAAUUAUGUUGUCCAUAAUGGAGAAAAUUUGGAGGUUCGUUGGAGCAAAUACUAAUAAAGAAACCUUCCUCAGCUGGCUCUAAUUCUUUCACAGUGGCAUUCCAUGUGGAAUUGGCCUCAUGUCUCCCUUUCAUUGAUCUCAAUCGCAAUAAGAGUGUAAAUAACCUCCCCUUGUCUCUUUGCAUUUUCAAUAAAUAUCAUCAAGUA